GAGAUAACUGCCGAUGACAUCUGAGCUGCGAGUUGAGUCGGAAAAACCUUCCAACCACACCGGGACCAACCACCCACGAGACCGGUCCCAACAUGUACCUCGCAAUUUUCAGUUUCUGCAUUUUAUUCCGGCUCAUAACGACAGCUCCUCCUCUUCAAAAAUUACUGAUUAAGGAGGAGCCGCUGGCAUUGCAGGCAGCACCUCGAGGAUCGGCAUCGCUCCUGCAACCUCGAUUUAUCUUCAUAGCACCAGACAGACCACAGAUGUACAAUCAGACCCCUUUCUCCCCCCAGGGCCAGGGCCAGGCCGAGCCUAGCGCAAUAGUGCUCAGCCGAAAUGGAAUUAAACAGAUAAAGCUUGGUGAAGCUACCGACAGAAACGAAAUCCCUUUCCCUCCGCCUAGCUUCCGGGACUUCGUAGCACUGGAUGCUCAGGACGACGCAAUGCUCAAUCAACGAGCCCCAUCCAUGAAGUAUGCUUCGGAAGCCGGCACUGAGGAGGACUCCUUGGAGGGAAUGGGUCGGCAGGGGCUCAAUCCAUUCUCGCUGUUGAGCAGUGUGCUUGGAGGAGGCGGCUCCAGAGAAAAUAGAAGCGACAGAGACCAGAGACCCCGAGAGCAAGGCCUCCUUAAUGGUCUCCUUACACUUCCUGAGAUUUUCUUAUCCAUAACAUAGAACUUUCAGGGCGGCUUGAGUUCUAUUCAUGUAGUUUUAACCUGAUUGAAGAUUAGAUUUCAAUUCUCAACAAA
Molecule: messenger RNA, 748 nt
Organism: Bemisia tabaci
Lineage: Eukaryota; Metazoa; Arthropoda; Insecta; Hemiptera; Aleyrodidae
Source: RefSeq, a predicted model, not a curated record